GUUGUUCUCAGCGAUCCUGAAAACGGUUAUUAUGAGUUAUGCGAGGAGUCCGUUGCGCCAAGACAACAAAACUGGCGCGACUUCAUGCUACGGAAAUGUUCUUAAGAAAAGCCUAUCUGAUACAGAAAUUGCUCAUGCAGAAGUUAUUGCUCCUUUCGAGGGUUUUCGUUCGAAAGUUUACUAUGUGGGAGACGAUCGUGAAAAUCCUACCAUUGGAAUUGGUUGCAACCUUGGCCGUUUUGGUGCAAGACAGGACUUUGAAAGAGUACUACCUGACCGUGAUUUUGACGCUGUUAAAAAUGGAAGGGAAGAGCUAACGGAAGAAGAAAUAUACACACUCUUUGCUUUCGACAUCCAAAAGCACACUGAUCGAGCAAGAGGCAAAAUUCACCAAUUUGACACAUUUCCUGUCUACGUUCAAACCGCAUUGGUAAACGCAUUCUACAGAGGAGAUAUUGGCCCCAAAACUAUUGCUCUAAUCAACAAUGGAAGAUGGGAAGAUGUAACUAGCGAAUACCUAAACCACAAAGGAUAUCGAGAUGCAGAUAGAAGGGAUCUUCCCGGAAUUAGGAAACGGAUGAACUUUAAUGCAGAUGAAUUCAGGAAAUACGCCGAGGAAUUAAACAAAGAGAAAAGAGACAAGGAAGAAGGAGAAAAAACAUAGAUC
Molecule: messenger RNA, 667 nt
Organism: Corticium candelabrum
Lineage: Eukaryota; Metazoa; Porifera; Homoscleromorpha; Homosclerophorida; Plakinidae
Exons: 3
Coding region: 32-664 (210 amino acids)
Molecular function (GO): lysozyme activity
Source: RefSeq, a predicted model, not a curated record